UUAGUUGUUUGGUUUUGUAUAUUUAUUAUUUGAAUGUUCGUCAGUAAACUGAUUAGAUAUGUAGUGUGACUUGACUAGUAAAUAUAAUCUUAUCAUCACUCAGAAAAUAUUACUUAGUCAUUAUCAGGCUGCAGUAAACUUGAUCAGGACGAGAGUUAACAACAUGUUAGUGGACAAUUUUCAGUUUACAAAAUCACUUUUAGCAUUUGCUUUAAGUGUCAAUUUCAUACUUCUGUGUUCUUACUGUGCAGCACUCGCCAGUUUAGGUGAUUUGGCUUGCAAAACAAACGAGGAUUGUGCGCCUAAUGCCUACUGCGAUGGCCACUGUAGAUGCGACCCCAAGUCAUUUGUGCAAGACAUGACUACACACACAUGUUUGCCAAUUGCAAAAAAGAUUAAUGGCUCCUGUAAAAUUGAUGAACAGUGCACUCCUACUUUUGGAAACCAUGCAUUCUGCUUCAAAAACCUCUCUUCAGAGUUUGGUGUGUGUAAUUGCAUGAGAAACACACAUUAUGAAGAUGGACUUUGCUAUAAGUCAGUGCCUCUUGGAGGUGAUUGUCAAGUAGAUGAUGACUGUGUAUCAGUAUCUGUUGUGCCAUCGCCGUAUUGUUUCCACAGCAAGUGUACUUGUGUUGCCAACUACCAUCCCACCGAGGAUCAUUUGGAUUGUCUGCCAGAUAUUGGUUUAGGUGAAAAAUGCACAAAAGAUGAAGAUUGUGUUGCUGGAAAUUCUUACUGCUCUGUGGUGUGCCGUUGUAUCAGUGGAUAUGCAGAGAGAAGGAACAAAUCAACCUGUCUUCCAGCUGCCAAACUGAGGGAGCCUUGUCUUGAUGACUCCCAGUGUCUGCUCAAUCUGCCCAACACCUUCUGUCACCCUCAGCAGAACCAAUGUACAUGUCAGCCUUCCUCCCAUGAAGUGAACCAAACAUGUUGGAUAUCUGCAAAGUUGGGAGAGAAGUGUUCCCACUCCAACCAUUGUGUUACCGGUACUGCCUCCAUGAACAGUUCUGUAGAAUGCAGUCUAGGUGUCUGCUCCUGUGUCUCAGGAUACAGACGACAGUAUUCUGACUGUGUCAGGCUCAAAGAUGCCUCGGCUGACAGCAGCACACUGGAGAAAUUUGUAUAUCUUACCAUUGCAGUGGUGCUGCUUAGUCUGCCAAAUGACUGUACAAUUUGUUAGUACAUUUUAAUUUUUUAAAGUACAAAAACCUUUUUUUACUGUUUUUUACCUUUAGAAUGAUAUUUGAAUUAUCAUUCUAUUAUGUACAUUUCCAACCAUAUUGCCACAUUAAAAUCUAGAAAUAGGUGAUAAGAGUGUUGAUAUGAUACCAGGUAUAAUGUCUAUCUGCUGUUGAAGUUUGA
This is a messenger RNA of Macrosteles quadrilineatus (aster leafhopper), 1362 nucleotides long. RefSeq names its product prion-like-(Q/N-rich) domain-bearing protein 25. The record is from RefSeq and is a predicted model, not a curated record. The transcript has 8 exons. The coding region runs from base 164 to 1180 and encodes 338 amino acids. Lineage: Eukaryota; Metazoa; Arthropoda; Insecta; Hemiptera; Cicadellidae.